This is a messenger RNA of Drosophila virilis, 5056 nucleotides long. RefSeq names its product misfire (gene mfr). The record is from RefSeq and is a predicted model, not a curated record. Gene Ontology annotation, biological process: plasma membrane organization. NCBI's taxonomy places the organism in Eukaryota, Metazoa, Arthropoda, Insecta, Diptera, Drosophilidae.
AAUUAUUUAGUUAAUAAUAUUAUUGAAAUAAACGAAAAGUUUGAUAAUGAAUCAUAUGGACGAUUGUUUUGCGGGUGCGCGUCAGGAUUUUCUCAUAUGCAUCACAGUGCAUAAGGCGGCGGAAACAGGCGUGCCCGUUGGUGAACUCUAUGUGAAAAUCAGUUUAGAUAAAAUGUCUAAAAAUACGAAAACCCAAGCGAAUUCAGAGAAUCCAUUCUUCAACGAGUAUUUUGUAUUUGAGUUCAACUGUACGCUCACGGAGCUCUUGCGCCUGACCGUGCUCUUCGAGCUGAAAAAGUAUAUGAUCUAUAAGAAGAACGUGCUUGUGGGUGAGUUGAUGAUUGACCUGCACAGCGUGUGGAACCAGCCGAAUCACAGCUACUUCAAGCGAUGGGGUCGCCUGGAGCUGCCCAUCGGGGAGCACACCCCGGAGCACGGCAAUAGGGAGAUGGGCGGCUACUUGCAAAUUGACUUGGCCAUUGUAUCCCAGCACAGCGCCCUGAAAACAGGUCUAGGCCCGGAUCAGGAUGGUGCAGCGGAUGCCGUUGUCAAGUGGCCAACGCAUCACGACUUCGAUGACAUUAAGGGCAACCUGCUGGAGGACACGGACUCGGAUACGUUGAGUAACAUUCGGUAUUUCAUCAGCUUCUUUCGUGGCAUCUUUACGAAGAAGAGCAGCUACCUGAUACAAGUAUCGUUUGCUGGCUUCAAAGGCAAAACGCACGUGGCCAAAAACACACUGACCCCCGUGUGGAACCAAGAGAUCAGCUUCGCCUGGGUCUAUCCGUCGUUGGCCCAACGGUUUCUCAUACUGGUUAUUAUGCAGGAGCAUCUGCAAUGGAAAUGCGUCGCCGAAUACGAGAUGUCCUUCGAGGAUAUUGCAUUUAAUGACAAACCCUCCUUUGGACCGACAUAUCUACAUCUGUACGAUCCUGUCAGCCCCAUGAGCUAUGUGGGUCGCCUUCUGAUGGAACUGCGCUCCGAGACACUAGCCGAAGGUCAGCCCACCCAUGUGCUGAUCUCACAGUCCGUGCCAGCCCCAACAAACUGGACCGAUAAGCCAUUUAUUGUGGAAUUCUUGCCCAUACUGGGCGAUCAAAUACACUCCACUGCCAGUCAGUAUAAGUUCAUGGUCAGGCUGGCGGAGAGUGUUUCCAAUGUGCUCGAGGGUCCGCUAAAGACGCCGCCGGGCAAGUUCCACUCGAUGAUGCACACGAAAUGCUUUCGACAGGAGUCGCCCUUCCAUUCCUGCCUGCUGGAUGUCAACCUACCCGAUAAUCGCAUCAAGUUUGAGGCUGAUUUCUUUAUGAUCGACAUAGUUAACUACAUGCGCUCCGAAUUGACCGUCUUUAAGACCUUUCAGCUCAAGUUUCCCGAUCGGUUGCAACAUCAAGCCAAGUGCCUGAAGCAUAUCAUAAACAGCACCUUGGAAAAAAUCCUAGACAGCGUCCAGUUACAUCGAUUCGACUAUGACUUGGGUGCGGAGUGCACCAGCUGGGACGUGAAUAGGCAGCAAUAUUUGCUCGAGUACUUUAAGAAGGUGCCCCGUGAAUUGCGAGCUUUGCGCCAGAAGCUAAAGUCCAGCUAUCCGGAACAUCUGCAUGCCACCAUUGGGGACAUAGUGAACGAUCUGAAUCGUGUUAUUGGCGAGAUCAGCGCCCUGUCCAAUCUGAUGCAUGUCCAGGACGAUUGGCCGGAGCUGUUGCUCAGCUUGCAUGCGGGUGGCAAGGAGAUCGGCGUCUGCCGGCUUAACGCCAAGCACUUUCUGAGCCUGCAGAAACGCGAGGUCAACCAGGCGAACAACCAUUGCUGGAAGGUCAAGAGCUUCCUGUUCAAGAGCCCCAACUGCCUGCACAACUGUGCCAAUUGCGGUUGCAAUGUGGGCAUUGUACUUGGCUGCGUGUCCAUUGUGCCAGAGCGUGAGCGGCAUGAGUUCUUCUCCUGCAUUGCCGGGGAGUGGGCCUCGCCGGAGCCGAUGGCCUGGCUGCCGAACGUUGUGCAGACCUUCUUCCGCUGUCACGUCUAUGUGCAUCAGGCCAAGGUGCGGCCGUCGGGCAUGGAGAACCGCAUCAUCUGCGAUGGACAUGUACGUGUUGUCUUUGCGGCCCAAGCCGCCGAGACGCACACAACUCCGGGCACCUGCUCGCCCAUCUGGGAUGCUGUGAUCACCAUCAAGGGGCUGACCUUGCCGGGCAGCAUCAGUUGGUAUCUGCAGAAUCCGCCGAUGAUCGGCGUUGAGCUGUUUAAUUCCGAAUACGACGCCGUGGGCAGUGGACACAUUGUGGUGAGUGUCAUCGCGGACGACAACGACAUGGAGAACAGUCGCGGCGAUGAGAGCCGCUGCUGGGGCCGCAGUCCAGUGCAUAAGAUGAAAAAGCUAAAAAAUGUCUCGCCGCCACCACUCAAAUGGGUGUCGAUGGCCAAGAAUGGCAUGGUCCAGGCCGAGGUGCUGAUGUCUGUGGAGUUCAAGGAGCUGGUCGGCGACUCCCAGGCCAAUGGUGACAAGCAGUCGGAACUGAUCGUAGGCAUCCCACCGGCCAUACGACCCAACGUACUCAACUACAUACUCGAGGUAAUCUUUAUCGGCCUGCGCAACUACACCAAGAUGGGUAUGACCAUGGCAGGUAAGCGACGUGCCAAGGUCAUUAUGGCCGAUCUGGUCCUCUCCAGCGGCCUGUCUACAUCGCGCGUGCGCAACAGCAUCAACUUUCUUGUGGCCUAUGCCUCGGGCGUCGUGAGCCUGCCCGAUCAGCAGGAGUACUGGCCGGCCAUGAUAGCUACCGACGUAAUGGUGAACACCUUCUGCAAUGAGUCCACGCUGGGCGCUGCUCUCAUACCCCCCUCGCCUAGCUAUCUACAGAAGCAGCGCAGGUGCAGGAGAAGAUCUGGCGAAAGCUCCGCUGCAACCUCCACGGUUAUUGUGGAUGGCGACGAUGAUCUGGUCAUGGAGGAGACGGACGACGACAAGGAGGAGCCACCCGGCCAGGUGGACAGCUACUGGAAGCGCAUCAAGAUCGCGCUGGGCCUACGCACCGCAGCCUAUGCCAACAAGCAGGCGCUCAAGUAUGAGGAGCACACAGAUGCGUGCGAUCUGCUCGACGACAGCCGUUUCACUUGGUGGACCAAGUUCUACAAUUCCAUGUACGUUGAUCCGGACGAGACGGCGCAUCAGUGCAAGCACAGACUGGUCAUCUAUACCACGGAGCUGGAGCAGCAGCCGCAGUUCAGUUUUCUGCAGGAUUGGGCUGUUCCCGUGCCGCUAGUGCACGGCGUCAAGUUCCGAAAGAACGGCCCGCCCAAGGAGGAUGUCUAUGCCACAUUGAAGCUGCAGAUCAAGCUGACGCCCUGUCAAUGCACGGCACCAGACGAAGGAGGUGGCGGUGGCGAUGGCGAUAUGCUGCGUCCACUGGCAACCGCCAUGAAUCCGCGCCAGCAGACCCUGAUUAAGGCCCUGACAGAUGUGUUCAAAAUCACGGUUAGGGUCUAUAUAGUUCAGGGUCUGCAAAUACGGCCCAGAGAUUGGGUGUCGGACUCGGAUUCGUAUGUGAGGCUGACGCUGGGCGGCAAAAUGGUCUCGGAUCGGGCCCACUAUGUGCCCAACCAAAGUAAUCCCGUGUUCGGGCGCUUCUUCGAGCUGAACACAUCGCUGCCUGCCGAUCCCAUACUCGAGGUGGCCAUUUAUGAUCACGACAAGCGCAAGGAUCAAAUCAUUGGGUGCACACGCAUCGAUCUGGAGGAUAGAUGGCAGACCAAGCAUCGGGCCACAGUGGGCAUUCCACAGGAGUACUCACACAUCGGCUACAAUCAGUGGCGCGACCAGGCCCUGCCCUCUCAGCUGCUAAACAAUCUCUGCCAGCAGCGUAACAUUCAGCCGCCCUAUUUCUAUGGCAAUGUCAUCGAGGUGGAUGGCAUGCUCUUUGGCGAUGAGACCAUCAUUUCAAAGUCUGAGGAGCUGCAGGAGCGGCUCAGCUUGACGGCGCUCAAAAAUUUAGACAAGCUGCCCUCCUUUGGCUACAAGCUGGUGCCGGAGCACGUGGAGACGCGUUCCCUUUAUCGCGAUGACUCUCCAGGCGUGGUACAGGGUAAAAUUCAGAUGUGGAUAGAGCUGUACGAGCAGAACAUGUUCAUUCCGCCGCCCGUGGACAUAACGCCAAUGCCGCCCGUUGGCUAUGAGGUCCGUGUUGUGGUCAAAAAUCUGCGGGGCAUUCAGUUUGGCGAUAAAAAUAUAUUUGGCAAAUUAAUGAGCGACAUCUACGUGAUUGGCUGGUGCCAGGAUGCGAACAAGUACCAAGCGACGGAUAUACAUUACCGCUCAUUUGCGGGCGUAGCGGCAUUUAAUUGGCGCAUGAUAUUCGCUUUGAAAUAUGCGCCCAAUGAGGACAUGAUGGUCAUCAGGCGCAAGGGUGGCCUGCAAGGCGAGGAGAUCGAACUGAAGAAGCCGCCCAUCAUCCAUCUGCAGAUCUGGGAUAAGGAUGUUGUGACGCGUGACGAAUAUCUCGGCGCCUUGGAGGUGAAUCUGUCCAAUCUGCCGCUGCCCUAUCACACAGAGAGAAGCUGUCAGCCCUUUCCCAGGACACGCCAGCGCAUCAAUCUGUUCAAUCGCAAGACUGUGCACGGCUGGUUUCCUCUACAUGAUGCACCCGAGAGUCCAAACGGAGCACCCAACUCGAUGGGUGGCAAAAUUGAGCUGCAGGUGGAUGUGUGUACGGAGGCGGAGGCAUCCAAUUUGCCAGCGGGCCUGGGCCACCAGCCCCCCAUGGCCCUGGAGGCGCCCAAACGGCCCGAGACCUCAUUCAAUCCUCUAACGCAUCCCUUUAAGUCCGCGCAUCUCAUCCUGUGGCCCGUCAUACGCAAAUACGUGUUCAUUGGCCUCUUUGUCAUCUUCGUUUGCAUGGGCCUGACGCUGUUCUUUGCCAAUCUACCAAACAAACUGAUGUCCAUUCCCUUUAAAUGAUUCAAUGCCAAUUUUCACUUAACAUUUCUUUUAAUUAGCUAAAUUCACCCCAUUUGCUUAUAUUGCCUUAUUAAGUGUUAUUAAAUAGUUUAUUUAUGUGUA